CUCAUCUCUUUUGACUCAGCCGCUAUCGGCGGGCUUCCAUCUACUUCCAUGUCAGAUUGCAUGUGAUAGAAAACCUGAAGCUCCCCGCGAAUACGAGCUUGAACCACGACCAAACUUGCAAAUAUCACUCUGUCUUCAGCGAGGCGACGAUAAACCGCUCCCAGGAUGACGGUAACACCAAUUCGGUCGCCAGACCUUCCAAAAACUCUUGGCCCUCUCAUUCCCUCACUCCGUGCUGCUGCAGUUUCGCUGCAGCCGUCCGAAUCCGUCCUACCUCUCCUCACGCCAAUUCUACGCCAGCGGGUUCAGUUCCUAUCUCUAAGUUCUACGAAUGACCCAUGGAUUCGACUACUAUGCUAUGAUACUUCCAAGGUUUCGAAGCUGACUGAGAUUGCCCAAGGCGAGCGACUGGAGCCACAUCCCGCAUCCGGUGAAAUUGAAAUAGACUGGGACUAUGACACUGAAACUCGAUUUCGCCGGUUGGACGAGGAAACUCUAGAGGCCUUUGUCGCGUCUAGGGAGUUAGAGUUAGCUUUUCGUCUUUUAUACUGUACUCUUGAUGGAGAGGAAUCGGGUUGGAAAGUUGGGGAGGUCACAGUCCCAGACAGAUCGUCGCCCUUUUCUAGUUUUGGGGGAGCUUCGACAAUAGAUGAAGCUGAACGGCAGUUCAAAGAAUCAAAACUGUCCAAGUCGGCGUCGGCGUCGACAUCCAAUGGCCUCCUAAAUCCACAGAAUGGCAUAACCGGACAUGGAGUGGAAGAUGACGACGACGAUGACGACGAUUACUGGGCUAGAUAUGAUGCCACACCAGGCACAAAAACGCCCGCUACAAAAAGGUCGCCGGCGCCUCAAAUCUCGCAUACAUGGAAUACCACCACCAAGGCUAACGAAGACGAUUACUUUGCUCAGUAUGAUCAUGUUCAGCCUGCUAUGGAUAAUCAUGACCCAGACGAGGAGGCUCACGUGGACGUUUCUCCGCCGCUUGGCCUAGCCCCAAGGGCAAUGGACGCUACACAGAACGGACAUAGCGACGGGGAAGUAGCAGAAAACGGUAUUCAAGAUUCGUGGAUGUUGGCAGAGCCACCUAAGUCCAGCUCUCCCCACUCGAAGAGCGACGACGAGCCAGGUCUCGUCCAUCCUUGCCCGAGACCAGGAUCGAGUGCCGGUUCCAAUGCGUCUGUCGAGAAGCUCGAAGCAGCCGCGGCACGCCAAGAGCAGAACGACUUCGGAGUUAAGCAGCAUGUUUCACGCAGCAUAAAAAGCCUUUUCUUGUUAUCGAGAGCAUCGGGUAUCGACCGCGAGGAAUUUGAGCGAAUGGUCAAGACAGAGCUGGACAUGCUAGGUCUUAUGGAGGACUAAUGAUUGAUCUAAGGAUCUUGAGGCAAGGCCACGCUUGACGUAGUGGAAAUUGUAUAAUGAUCAUGGCGGCGCAGGAACAUAUUGUACAUACUAUACAUGCAUACCCUCGAGCUACUACUACCAGUUUGCGAUGAUAUCUGAGGGUCUACGAGAAAUCCAAGAGAUAAUGAACUAAGUAAUCAUCGAAGUUGUCACACUGAAUUGUCCCUAAGUACUCAGCA
This is a messenger RNA of Xylaria bambusicola, 1580 nucleotides long. RefSeq lists its product as uncharacterized. Lineage: Eukaryota; Fungi; Ascomycota; Sordariomycetes; Xylariales; Xylariaceae. The coding region runs from base 166 to 1359 and encodes 397 amino acids. The record is from RefSeq and is a predicted model, not a curated record. The transcript has 2 exons.